AAAUUAUAAUAACAAAUUUCAGAAUCAGAAUCAUGAAAUUUUAAUAAAAAAAAUCUCUCCUUUUUUCCCCACUCCACAAACUUAUGGCCAUUAUUCAAAUUCAUGGCCCAUUCAUCAUCGUCUUCUCCGUUUUCCUGUUAAUUUUUCCGGCAGCCUCUUCAAACGCCGACGCCGACGCCCUACUACAGCUCAAAUCCUCCUUCAUAAACGCCACCGCCCCCCUCUAUUCAUGGAAGCCCGGAACAGAGCCCUGCGCCGCCGGAAACCUGACCUGGGUCGGCGUUCUCUGCGAGAGGGGAUCCAUUUUCGGCCUCCGCCUCGGUUAUAUGGGUCUCGCCGGCACCGUAAACGUCGACGCAUUGUCGAAACUCUCCGGCCUGAGAACCGUCGCUUUAACGUCGAACGCGUUUUCCGGCCGGAUUCCGGAUUUCAACCGGGUCGGAUCUUUGAAAGGACUUUACAUCUCCGACAACAAAUUUUCCGGCGAAAUCCCGCCGGAGUACUUCUCCAGGAUGGGCGGGUUGCGGAAAAUUUGGCUGUCGAACAACAAUUUCUCCGGCCCGAUUCCCUCUUCGUUAGCACAAGUAUCCCAGCUCAUGGAGCUCCAUCUCGAAAACAAUCGGUUUUCGGGCCCUAUCCCGAGUUUAGGUCAAGCGAGUUUAAUCUCGUUCGACGCCGCUAACAACGAUUUAUCCGGCGAGAUUCCGGCCGCCCUCUCGAAAUUCAGCGCCAAGGCCUUCGAGGGGAAUCCGGGGCUCUGCGGCGGCAACUCCGGCAACCCCUGCACCCCCUCGAAAUACGUGAGCAACGGUCUAAGAAUCGCCGCAUGGUUCCUAGUGGCAUUCGCCGCCCUCCUUUUGCUGACGGUGGCCGGAAUAUACCUAAUGAGGCGGCGGCACGAGGCCUCCGGAGAAAACCUCGGCGUCAUCCCCCUCGACUCGAAGGGGUCGAAGAGGGAUUUGGACCCGAGCGGGAACGGGUUCGGGUCGAGCCGCCGGGCCGGGUCGAGCCGUCGGGCCCACAACAAGGAUUUGGAGAUUAUAAACGACGAGAAGGGCGAGUUCGGAUUGGGCGAUUUGAUGAAGGCGGCCGCGGAAGUGCUCGGGAAUGGGGCUUUGGGUUCGUCUUAUAAGGCCACCAUGGCUAGCGGGCUUACGGUGGUCGUUAAGCGGACGAAAGAAAUGAACAAAAUCGGGAGAGAGAAAUUCGACGGAGAAAUGCGGAGGCUCGGGAGUUUGAAUCAUAGGAAUGUUUUAACACCAUUGGCAUAUCAUUAUAGGAAAGAUGAGAAGCUGCUUGUGUCUGAAUAUCACCACACAGGCAGUUUAAUGUUUCUAUUGCAUGGUGAACGUGGAAACACACACACAAAGUUGAAUUGGGCAAUGAGAUUGAAGAUAAUACAAGGGAUUGCAAGAGGAUUAGGGUACAUUCACACCGAGCUUUCCUCGUUCGAUUUGCCACACGGUGACCUAAAAUCGAGCAAUGUUAUUUUAACACCGGAUUACGAGCCUUUACUAUCAGACUAUGGUUUGUGCUCGUUGAUGAGCCGAAGCCAAGCUGCACUAGCAUUAGUUGCUUUUAAGUCGCCGGAGGCAAUAAUGCAUCAAAUCAUUUCGCCGAAAUGUGAUGUUUAUUGCCUAGGAAUCCUAAUUCUCGAAAUUAUUACCGGGAAAUUUCCUUCGCAGUACCUUAACAACGGGCAGGGUGGGACAGAUUUGGUGCAAUGGGUGAGGUCAGCAAUUGCCGAGGGGAGAGAGGCGGAGUUGAUCGAUCCGGAAAUCGCAAACACUUCGAAUUUUCUCGGUGGGGUGGAGGAGUUGCUCCACGUAGGGGCGGCUUGCACGGAGAGUAAUCCCGAUCAACGUAUGGACCUUCUAGAAGCUAUUCAGAGAAUCGACGGCGUUUCGGUCAUCGGUGGGAGUAGUCGGGAGGCGAAAACUUUCGUCGUUUUGCCCUCAUUGAGGGACGGAUAUGCCGAUCAAGAAACGGCGGAGGCGGUGACACCGGUGGGGGCGCCACAUUCGGCGGCGGCGGUAGGGAGUUUUAAUGACCGUACGGCGAGGAGGCGGGAUAGCGUUGGAGAAUCAUCGGGGCGGAAGAGUUUUGCUUUCGAAAUGUCUUGACGGUGACAGUACGAAUUAAUUGAUAUAUACUUGAGUGCAUGUUCUGCGUACAAUGUGUGAUUGUGUGUGGAUCUACGGUGAAUUACUGCUCGGUAUAGCAUAUGCAAGACUCGAACGUGUCUCGAUUGGUUUUCGAGCGCGAAUAUGGAUGAGGGAGCCUUUUUCUAUUGUAUGGCUAAUUGUUGGAGCAAAGGAGGAAUGAGAAAAUGUUGUAACCUUUUGUAACAUUGUAGGAUAGAAUUAGCAUGUUUUUUUAGGUUUUUGAAUAGGCCAUCUUUUCUUUUCUUUGUAGUGAAUUAGCAAAAACAUGUAGAUAUAAGUUAUAGCUAAUUUUUCUUCAC
Messenger RNA from Erythranthe guttata (spotted monkey flower), 2464 nucleotides. Its product is annotated as pollen receptor-like kinase 3. The record is from RefSeq and is a predicted model, not a curated record. Gene Ontology annotation, biological process: protein phosphorylation. Gene Ontology annotation, molecular function: protein kinase activity; protein binding; ATP binding. NCBI's taxonomy places the organism in Eukaryota, Viridiplantae, Streptophyta, Magnoliopsida, Lamiales, Phrymaceae.